Messenger RNA from Paralichthys olivaceus (Japanese flounder), 2198 nucleotides. The record is from RefSeq and is a predicted model, not a curated record. NCBI's taxonomy places the organism in Eukaryota, Metazoa, Chordata, Actinopteri, Pleuronectiformes, Paralichthyidae.
UCUGGAAAAUGAGUCUGGAAAACGAGUACUUGCUCUGAACAGCUGACUGGAUGGUGGUUUAGAGCCUUUGUAAGAUUAUGACGAGUCAAUCAUUUUAAUUCUGUGUUAUGUUCAUGAUUUUAAAUGUCUGAACCCACAGAGCCGCGUGUUCCACCCGGAGGCAUUUAGUCGACGCACCUGAAGAACGACCGGGUUGCGCGGUGCACACCAGGAAGUGCGAAGAAACAGAUGUGUCUUGUUUCCCAGCUCAGUUCUCUCAUGUCUGCGGAUUUCUCCUUUUUACUCUCGAUCCCUCCCGAGACAACUCGCUCCUAGAAGACGGACCCACGAGCCUCCAGAGGAGACGAGGCCCCGCGUUUUUAAAAACAUGCCCCGCAGAAAGAGAACCGCCGGCAGCAGCUCGGACGGGACCGAGGACUCGGAUUUUUCCGCCGAUCUCGAACAAGCCGAAGUUCCCGAGAGCGCGCACAGGCGCAGCAGCACGCGCCUGACCCGCGCGUCCCUGCGCCUCAGCCAAAGCUCACAAGAUAAUGGCAGCUCAGCUCGGAGCAGUUCUCCUGCGGCAGUGGGAUCUGACGAAGGCCUGGACUCAGCAUCGGAGCCUGCAGCACGGACAGCAGUGACGGCGUCCGUCUUCUCCUCCGGGCGCAGGGUCACACGCAGCCAACAGGGGGCAACAAACAACACAGCUAAAAGAUACCCGCUGCGCCAGAGUCGGUCGUCUGGGUCAGAUACUGAGGCUAACGCAGAUCUAAAGCAGGCCGAGGACCGGGACGAGACCCCUCCCCGCACCCCAACAGGCAACGCCCCAUCCUCAGAGUCAGACAUCGAGGUUUCCAGCCCGAGCAACGACCUCGUGUCGUCCAGCAACGACAUUGUAGUUUCACAGGAGGAGGACGAGAGAUUGGCUAAAGAACUGUCACUCAAAGAGGCCGCCGCCCAUGACCUCUCUCACCGGCCCAAACGACGGCGCUUCCACGAGAGCUACAACUUCAACAUGAAGUGUCCCACGCCCGGGUGCAACUCACUGGGUCAUCUAACAGGGAGACAUGAGAGACACUUCUCCAUAUCAGGGUGUCCUCUCUACCACAAUCUGUCUGCUGAUGAAUGCAAGGGCAAGGCAUCGACGCGCGACAAACAGGCUGAGGAAAGGACACUGUCGCACCGUCAGGAUGAGAACAGACAUUCCACGAGAAACCAGGCUCCGACAGAGCGUCAGCUGCGCUACAAGGAGAAGGUGACGGAGCUGAGGAGGAAGAGGAACUCUGGCCUCAAUAAGGAGCAGAAGGAAAAGUACAUGGAACACCGUCAGAGCCACGGGGCGAGCCGGGAGCCGCUGCUGGAGAACAUCACCAGCGACUACGACCUCGAGCUGUUCAGGAAAGCGCAGGCACGUGCCUCGGACGACCUUGAGAAGCUCCGUCUGUCCGGUCAGGUGUCGGAAGGCAGCAACAUGAUAAAGACCAUCGUGUUUGGACGUUAUGAGCUGGACACCUGGUACCACUCUCCUUACCCGGAGGAGUACGCCCGCCUGGGGAGGCUCUACAUGUGCGAGUUCUGCCUGAAGUAUAUGAAGAGCCAGACCAUUCUACGCAGGCACAUGGCAAAGUGUGUGUGGAAGCAUCCUCCAGGAGACGAGAUCUACAGAAAGGGAAACAUCUCCGUCUUUGAGGUGGAUGGAAAGAAGAACAAGAUUUACUGCCAGAACUUGUGUUUGCUGGCCAAACUCUUCCUGGACCACAAGACUCUGUACUACGACGUCGAACCUUUCCUCUUCUAUGUCAUGACUGAAGCUGACAACACGGGCUGCCACCUCGUCGGAUACUUCUCUAAGGAGAAGAAUUCUUUCCUGAACUACAACGUGUCCUGCAUCCUCACCAUGCCUCAAUACAUGAGGCAGGGCUACGGCAAGAUGCUCAUAGACUUCAGUUACCUGUUGUCUAAGGUGGAGGAGAAGGUGGGUUCACCCGAGCGUCCUCUGUCUGACCUGGGCCUCAUCAGCUACCGCAGCUACUGGAAGGAGGUGCUGCUGCGCUACCUGAACAAUUUCCAGGGCAAGGAGAUCUCCAUCAAAGAGAUCAGUCAGGAGACGGCCGUGAACCCAGUGGAUAUUGUCAGCACGUUGCAGUCCCUCCAGAUGCUCAAGUACUGGAAGGGGAAGCACCUGGUUUUAAAGAGACAGGUAAGAGACAAGGAUC